Neomonachus schauinslandi (Hawaiian monk seal) is the source of this 951-nucleotide messenger RNA. RefSeq names its product Y-box-binding protein 1-like. Gene Ontology annotation, cellular component: nucleus. NCBI's taxonomy places the organism in Eukaryota, Metazoa, Chordata, Mammalia, Carnivora, Phocidae. Gene Ontology annotation, biological process: regulation of gene expression. The record is from RefSeq and is a predicted model, not a curated record. Gene Ontology annotation, molecular function: nucleic acid binding.
AUGAGCAGCAAGGCUGAGACCCAGCACCCGCCCACCACCGCCCCCCACCCCGUAGGCCCCGCCCUCAGCACUGCCCACACCAAGCCCGGCACCACGGGCAGCCUCACAUCAGCGGCGCCUGCCGGCGGGGACAAGAAGCUCAUCACAACAAAGGUUUUGGGAACAGUAAAAUGGUUCAAUGUAAGAAAUGGAUCUGGUUUCAUCAACAGGAAUGACACCAAGGAAGAUGUAUUUGUACACCAGACUGCCGUAAAGAAGGAUAACCCCAGGAAGUACCCUGGCAGUGUAGGAGAUGGAGAGACUGUGGAGUCUGAUGUGGCUGAAGGAGAAAAGGGUGCGGAGGCAGCAAAUGUGACAGGCCCGGGUGGAGUUCCAGUGCAAGGCAGUAAAUACGCAGCAGACCGUAACCAGUAUAGAUGCUAUCCACGUCGCAGGGGUCCUCCACACAAUUACCAGCAGAAUUACCAGAACAGUGAGAGUGCGGAAAAGAACAAGGGAUCGGAAAGCGCUCCCGAAGGCCAGGCGCAACCGCGCCGGCCCUACCGCAGGCGACGCUUCCCACCUUACUACAUGCGGAGACCCUAUGGGCGUCGACCACCGUAUUCCAACCCUCCUGUGCAGGGAGAAGUGAUGGAAGGUGCUGAUAACCAGGGUGCAGAACAAGGUAGACCAGUGAGACAGAAUAUGUACCGGGGUUAUAGACCACGAUUCCGCAGGGGUCCUCCUCGCCAAAGACAGCCUAGAGAGGACGGCAAUGAGGAAGAUAAGGAAAAUCAAGGAGAUGAGAACCAAGGUCAGCAGCCACCUCAACGUCGGUACUGCCGCGACUUCAAUUACCGACGCAGACGCCCAGAAAACCCUAAACCACAAGAUGGCCAAGAGACAAAAGCAGCCGAUCCACCAGCUGAGAAGUCGUCCACUUCCGAGGCUAAGCCGGACGGGGCUGAGUAA